UUUUGUGAAAAACCUGAGAAGUGCCUCACUCUCCUCUCUUCUUCUUCUCGAUUUGGGACUUCAAUGGCGCAUCGGCUACUGCGAGACGCGCAGGCGGACGGAUGGGAGCGCUCCGACUUCCCCAUCAUCUGCGAGUCCUGCCUCGGCGACAAUCCUUAUCUUCGCAUGACAAAAGCAGACUAUGAUAAAGAGUGCAAAAUUUGCACACGGCCAUUCACUGUCUUCCGAUGGAGACCAGGGCGUGAUGCAAGGUACAAGAAGACAGAAAUCUGUCAGACUUGCUGCAAACUGAAGAAUGUGUGCCAGGUCUGCUUGUUGGAUCUGGAAUAUGGGUUGCCAGUUCAGGUCCGGGAUACUGCUUUAUCUAUUAAUUCGAAUGAUUCCAUUCCAAAGAGUGAUGUGAAUCGGGAGUACUUUGCUGAGGAGCAUGACCGCAGGGCUAGAGCUGGUAUAGAUUAUGAAUCCUCAUUUGGAAAGGCACGUCCCAAUGACACAAUUUUGAAGCUUCAGAGGACAGUGCCUUACUACCAGAGAAAUAGAGCUCAUGUUUGUAGCUUCUAUGCGCGUGGUGAGUGUGCUAGAGGUUCUGAAUGCCCAUACCGUCACGAGAUGCCACAAACUGGGGAGUUAUCUCAGCAAAACAUAAAAGACCGAUACUAUGGAAUAAAUGACCCUGUUGCCAUGAAGCUCUUGGCCAAGGCAGGGGAGAUGCCAUCCCUUGUCCCUCCUGAUGAUGAGAGCAUAAAGACUCUCUAUGUUGGUGGCCUAGAUGCUCGAAUUAGUGAGCAAGAUCUCAGAGAUCAGUUUUAUGCCUAUGGUGAAAUAGAGUCCAUCAGGAUGGUGCUUCAGCGUGCUUGUGCCUUUGUGGCGUACACAGCUAGAGAGGGUGCUGAGAAGGCUGCAGAAGAGCUAUCGAACAAGCUGGUGAUCAAAGGUCUGCGCUUGAAGUUGAUGUGGGGGAGACCACAGACUCUGAAGCCUGAAGGUGAGGGAGGAGAAGAUGAAGCUGCGAGGCAAGGGCUUGUGGCCCACGGAGGUAUGCUCCCCCGAGCCCUUGUAUCUCAGCAACAAAGCGGCCAGCAACCUCUCCCUUUCGGCAUUGAGGACCAGCAGCAGCAGCAGGCAAUGCCCUACUUCAACAUUCCAGUGCCACUACCAUCACAGCGAACCUCCUACCCAUCAAUGGAUCCUCAGAGGAUGGGGGCAGUUGUGCCAUCUGGAGAGGCAAGCGACAGCAAAACAGGACUGGAAAAGCCAGGCCAACCCCGAGGACUGGAUGGUUCAGGACAUUCUUCAUAUCCUUUAGCACCACCUCCACCACAGCCUCAUGGCCAGUACCCAAAUUUCUAUCCGCCAUACAGGUACCCUACACCACUGCCACCAAUGCACUAUCAGCAUCAGUACCCACCCUAUCAACUGAUGCCGGGGCCUCCACCCCAACCACCAUCGGCAGGAAGGCCAUAGGAACAAUAAAGGGCAGCUACUUCUUCUACACCUGAAUUUUGAAUUAUACCUUUUCUAACUUUUGUUUGGGUGUCUUUAACACCUCAAUCUGUAAACAGAAACAUUUGAAUUCAAAUUCUUGCUGUUGACGACUGUAUUAGAAUAUGUUCAGUGUGCUAUGUUCACGUAGGGAACUUAGUUUGACAUGCCAUUCUCCCUGGUUAUUAAUGUUUUGGCUA
Dioscorea cayenensis subsp. rotundata (Guinea yam) is the source of this 1682-nucleotide messenger RNA. Its product is annotated as zinc finger CCCH domain-containing protein 49-like. The record is from RefSeq and is a predicted model, not a curated record. Gene Ontology annotation, molecular function: metal ion binding; U6 snRNA binding; pre-mRNA binding. Bases 64 to 1464 code for a protein of 466 amino acids. The transcript is spliced from 4 exons. NCBI's taxonomy places the organism in Eukaryota, Viridiplantae, Streptophyta, Magnoliopsida, Dioscoreales, Dioscoreaceae. Gene Ontology annotation, cellular component: U2-type catalytic step 1 spliceosome; U2-type catalytic step 2 spliceosome; Prp19 complex.